Messenger RNA from Paracoccidioides lutzii Pb01, 207 nucleotides. RefSeq lists its product as hypothetical. Bases 1 to 207 code for a protein of 68 amino acids. The record is from RefSeq and is a predicted model, not a curated record. Gene Ontology annotation, biological process: outer mitochondrial membrane organization. The transcript is spliced from 2 exons.
AUGAGGCCAAUCUACCCAACCUUAGACGUCUCUUCGUGGAAUCCAGAACAGAAGCUGAGGAAAACGAGUAUUCCAGAAACGCAGUAUGUGGAUAUUCUUGCUUCUAUACAUCAGACAUUCUUCUACAACCUGGUACUCUUCAUCUCCUCGGUCGCUGUCUUCAGUCUGGUUGCCCAACGCAUGGGGGGCGCAAAGCCAAGCAAAUGA